AUGUCUGAAUUGAAAGUUCUUAUCAUAAUCAACCAGAAUUCUGUUCGCACUAAACUUGAUGGCAUGUCAUCUUUUGGUUCUUUGACAAAGUUGAAGAGUCUUAGACUUAAAAAAUUGAAUGUCCCUAAUCUUCAAAACCAUUGUCAAUCUUUUAAAGAAAGUCUGAAGAAGAUAUCAUUGUGUCUUUGCAGCGGUGAUAAUGCAGAAUUAAACAUAGAAGUGUGUUCAGAGCUACAUAAUCUUGAAGAGAUUAGUAUUGAUUGUUGUGUGAACAUCAAAGAAUUUCCAGUUGGCAUUUGUAAUUUAACUUCUCUCAAGAGAUUGAUCAUCACAAACUAUCAUGAGCUUAAAAAAAUACCUGACAAUAUAGGGGAGCUUGCAGGGUCUCUAGAAGAGUUGACAUUAUAUGCUUGUGCCACUUUGAGAGAACUGCCAGCCUCAAUUUGUGAGCUGGAAAAGUUAGAACUUCUUGAUAUUUCAAAGUGUCAAUAUUUAGAGAGACUGCCAUCUCAAGUUGGUAAGUUAAACAAACUCCAAACUCUUAGGAUAAGGGAGUGUGAAAAAAUCAAGCAACUUCCUCAAUCAGCUAGCAGGCUUAUAUCUUUGCGGCAUUUGAUCUGUGACACACAAUUUGAAAAUCAAUGUUCAAGCCUGUCGAGGGCCAAUUCUAAUCUUGAAAUAAUUGGCAUAGAACCAGAACACCAUUUAAGAUGGUUGGACCAAUAA
Molecule: messenger RNA, 726 nt
Organism: Cryptomeria japonica (Japanese cedar)
Lineage: Eukaryota; Viridiplantae; Streptophyta; Pinopsida; Cupressales; Cupressaceae
Product: probable disease resistance protein At4g33300
Exons: 1
Coding region: 1-726 (241 amino acids)
Biological process (GO): defense response to fungus
Source: RefSeq, a predicted model, not a curated record